GCAAACGUUACCUUAUAAUUGUGCGCAGUGUUGCGCGCGCACCACUACCGAACGCAAACUCCGCACGCUAGCACGGAUGACGUUCUUUUUUUAAAAAUCGCGCGGGAAAGUUCCUAUGCAUAUAAUUUGUGACAUGUGAUUUUGUUAUGUUGGACACAAUGAAUGCAAUUCGUGUUUUGGUGUUUUGUGUGUGUAUGUAUGUAGUAGUUGGACAAGACAUAAAUCAAAUGGCUAACAUGCCAAAAUACGACUCAAGAUACGAUUAUUUAGAUGUAGACGCUAUAUUUACAAAUAAAAGACUUGUGAGGAACUAUGUGGAUUGUUUGAUCAAUGCGCAAAGGUGCUCUCCUGAAGGAAAGGCGUUGAAAAGGAUACUGCCAGAAGCGUUGAGAACGAAAUGCAUCCGGUGUACCGAAAGGCAGAAAAUAACCGCUGUGAAAAUAAUCAAGCGGUUAAAAUACGAGUACCCUGAAGAGUGGGCCAAGUUGUCCUCACGGUGGGAUCCCACCGGGGACUUCACGCGGUACUUCGAAGAGUUCCUCGCGAAGGAGAGCUUCAAUACCAUACCUGGUUCAGGGUCUACAGUGAACGAGGUGGCGGUGACCACAGCGACCCCCGCGCCGCUCACCAACCCGCCACCAUCAGUGAUACCACUGUCGGCCCCGUCCACACCGCCACGACCGAUUGUUCUUAAUAGAUUCGGUAGCGAUGGUGAGUUGAUGGUGGGCAGCUCGUCUUCAGGGGUCGCGACUCCUCGACCAACAUCUCCGCAGACCACCAUGAAGCCGACUACGACUAUGCGACCAGCUAUGCCGACUAGACCAACGACAUGGGCCGGCAGUAACGCUAUGCCAACGCGUUUUACACUGCGUCCGACGUCCACGUCCGAUCUGCCUAUACCUUACUCCACCGCCAUCACGUUCAUCGACCAAAUCGGCAUCAAGAUCAUCCGAACGACCGAACUCGUCACCGACAUACUGAAGAACACAGUGCGGGCUGUUGUUGGACGGUAAAUACGAUGAACAGCUUGCCUUAUUAGCGCUGAGACGAGCUAGAUUGAAAUGUGUGCCAAUUUUAGCUUCUUGUUUUUAUGUUUAGGAGUAUUUGAGAAAUCAGUAUGUUCCUUAAAAGCAACGCAGGUUUUUUUUAGUUACUGUCACCAGAUAUGAAUUAAACCAAGUUACCAUCAGAUAAACUGCUUUUCUUCGUCUUUAUAAGAAGGGCAGUGAUCCUUAGGUUCGCAAUGAAGGUAGAGGCAAUUGACGUCGAAGUUGUUUUUAAAGGGUGGCUUUACUCAUUAAGUUAGGGAAAACUUCAGACCAAAAAAUUUGCCGUUAAAAUAUUUUUCAUAGUUCAGAUGUCCUUGUUAAAAAUUCAGAAGCAAUACGUAGAUACGCAAAAAUGAUCCAACCCAAAUGGUCGAAAAUGAGCCGAGUAUGCCAAAUUAGUUCUAGCCUAUAAGGACUAUAUUUUCCAUUAGUAAAAAAAUUUAAUCAAAAUAUGUUAAUUUGAACUUUUUAUUAACAAAAUAUAAAAUAUAAUACCAAUGAGGAAAAAUACGAAUUAAACUUCAAUCUUCACUAUAUUAAAAGUGUAAUUUUGUGGGCUUUUUGCGUAUCUGGGUCCGCUUGUCAGUUUCGUCACUAUAAAAAUAUGAAAGAAAGAAAAUAUGAUACAAUCUUAUGACUAUUUGUACCGUCAAAGCUAACACAAUGAGAUUAUUUUUGUCUGAUUUUUUUCUAUAUAGUUUACUUAUCGCUCGUACUAGCGCUAAAUAAGAUUUUGUUGUAAUGAAACAUGUGAGAUUUUAUCGUAACUUAGUGGAAAUACCACCGAAAUUUUCGGAAUUAAAAAAAAAAUGAAUCAAAAGUGAAAUAAAUAAAUUAAUAGUUGGUUAAUACUUUAAAAUGAUUUGAGAUUCAUUAAAUAGAAAUGUUAUAUUAAACAUUAUUGUAGAAAUGAAUGUUCCAAUAUACCUUUAAAACGAACUCAUUUUUAUAGAACUUCUUAGCAACUUAGAAUUUUUAAACACAGGUUAGAAACAUAGUUAUUAGCAUAGUUCGUAAGACAUAUUCUCAUUACAUAUAAUACCCGUCAUGUACAUUUAAGUGUUAAAUUAUUUAUAUUUAGUUAUAAAUCGAAUAAGUGAUACAUUUACGAAUAUAUAAUUUGAUUUUUAUACGAUGUGAGUCAGUGCAAUGACUAAAUAAAUGCUUUUAUAUCAA
Molecule: messenger RNA, 2225 nt
Organism: Manduca sexta (tobacco hornworm)
Lineage: Eukaryota; Metazoa; Arthropoda; Insecta; Lepidoptera; Sphingidae
Gene: CSP9
Exons: 5
Coding region: 147-1013 (288 amino acids)
Source: RefSeq, a predicted model, not a curated record